Messenger RNA from Pomacea canaliculata, 1237 nucleotides. Its product is annotated as protein FAM166B-like. The record is from RefSeq and is a predicted model, not a curated record. NCBI's taxonomy places the organism in Eukaryota, Metazoa, Mollusca, Gastropoda, Architaenioglossa, Ampullariidae. The transcript is spliced from 7 exons. Bases 167 to 1105 code for a protein of 312 amino acids.
UCACUUCCGGUAGCUACAUAGCAACAGCGGAGGCGACCGAACAACGGCGGAAGAGUUCACAACACAGCGCCUGGAUAGCUGGUGGAGAAAACAAAGUAAACUAAAAGAAAGCAGUUGUUGAUCAUUCUGAAUCUACAUAUAAUUCUGAUAUCGUGGGUAUCUCAAAAUGACGACGAUUGAGUUUGGAGGGGGUCCGACGAUCGAGCAACGUCGAAUGUUCGCAGGGCUGCAAGAUGAAACACAAGUACCCGGAUAUCGUGGUUAUAUCCCACAAAUGAAGUACAGAAUUGGGAAGACAUAUGGGAAUGACACAAAUGAAAUUUUUAAGGAAUUCGGUCUCAAAAGAGCAGCGACAGUUAUCGGUUAUGUACCAACUAAGACUACUGGGAAGCCACUGCCAAAGUCUAAUGGUGAUAACAUAUACACAGAUCAAAUGGUUCCUGGAUAUACAGGUUACAUCCCACGACUCACAUUUAAAUAUGGCAACACCUACAAGCGAAAAUGUGAUGAUUGCAUCCAAGAAUUUAAAACCAACCUGGAGAACUAUGAAGCCAAGCAAGAUGAACUACGGCGACAGACUACCAGCUGUCCACGGCUGACUGCAAUCUCUUAUGACCCACUGGUCCGUGACCAUCUCAACUUAUUUCGUGAUACACAUCCUCUGAGGCCAAUCCUGAUGGAAGAUAAAAGGCCAUUGCUUGAGCCACCCAUGCCUGGCUAUCGGGGCUUUAUCCCACGCAUUAGCCCCACAGAACUGUCUCUGGGACAACGGUACCACACUGGCACGGGCAAGUGCCUGAAGGCAUUUGCCAAAGAACAGGCUCGCCAUGAUGCUUACUACAAGGGCACAUUGACAGACACUUCUUCUGUUACUGUUGAAAGGCAACCAUACAGUGGAGCUGGGGACCCUGAAUAUGAUCGCAGAUUGUACCCCAAGGGGGGCAUGCUUCCAAAAUAUACAGGAUACCUACCACAAAGGAAAUUUGUAUUUGGCAACACUUACGGGGAUACAACUCGCUCACUAGAGGUGUGCAGCCAUAAUUUGCCCAGUUAUGCCGAUUUUGUGAAGACCAAGCCUCCUCAUCUGCCAACUGUACUUUGCUGAGACAAACUUGGGCUAGAUCACCUGCAUAUUGGCUCUAACUUGGACAAGGUCCUCUGCUGUUUUUACAUGCUUUCUGAGAACAGUUUGAGUUGAAUUCCGAUGACAUUUUUGUUCACAGUGCAGCUCUUCUAU